GCGCGAACUUCCGCCGUUGCGAAGUUGCAGGGCGGCUUGGCGCGAUGUCUGGGGACGGCAGCGGCCGCCGGUCCGAGGGCCGGGGCCGGGGCCGCGACCCGCACCGGGAUCGCACCCGGUCCCGCUCCCGCUCUCGGUCCCCGCUGUCGCCCAUGUCCCGCCGUGGCGCCGCGCCCGAGCGCAGGGAGGCCCCGGAGCGCCCGAGCUUGGAGGACACGGAGCCGUCGGAUUCCGGGGACGAGAUGAUGGACCCGGCGAGCUUGGAGGCGGAGACCGACCAUGGCCUGUGCCGCCAGAUUCGCCAUCAGUACCGGGCGCUCAUCAACUCGGUCCAACAAAACCGGGAGGAUAUAUUGAAUGCCAGCGACAAGUUAACAGAGGUCCUUGAAGAGGCCAACACCCUGUUUAAUGGAGUGUCCCGAGCAAGAGAAGCAGUCCUAGACGCCCACUUUCUUGUUUUGGCUUCAGAUUUGGGCAAAGAGAAGGCAAAGCAGCUGCGUUCUGAUCUGAACUCGUUUGAUAUGUUAAGAUAUGUUGAAACUCUACUGACACAUAUGGGUGUAAAUCCGCUAGAAGCUGAAGAAAUCAUCCGUGAUGAAGAUAGUUCUGAUUUUGAAUUCAUAGUCUAUGACUCCUGGAAAAUAUCAGGCAAAACAGCAGAAAACACCUUUAAUAAAACCCAUACAUUCCACUUUCUGUUGGGUUCAAUACAAGGAGAGUGCCCUGUGCCAAAGCCACGAACUGAUCGUUCAAGAAAAGUUCGUACGAUAGAAGAGCAGCAGGCAAUGCCUGACGAGUUAAAAAGAAUGGAAGAAUCUCAUCAAGAAGCAACAGAAAAAGAAGUAGAAAGAAUCUUGGGAUUGUUGCAGACAUAUUUUCAAAAAGAUCCUGAUACUCCGAUGUCCUUCUUUGACUUUGUGGUUGAUCCACAUUCUUUUGCCCGAACAGUGGAAAACAUCUUUCAUGUUUCUUUUAUUAUAAGGGAUGGGUUUGCAAGAAUAAGGCUUGACCAAGACCGACUGCCAAUAAUAGAACCUGUUAAUAUUAACGAAGAAAGUGGAGGAAUUGACCAAAACACUCAAAUUAGGAAUCAGGGAAUUAUAGCUUUGAGUUACCGUGACUGGGAGGAGAUUGUGAAGACCUUUGAGAUCUCAGAGCCUAUGAUUACUUCAAGUCAAAACCGGCAGAGGCUAAGUGCUUGACACCAGCUGAAGGACUCAAGUGGAUAGUGAAGUCCAAAAAGGAAAGCAGCAUAUUGUAUUGUACAUACUGUAUGAUUAAACAUUUUUAACAGACAGAUUGUUUUUAGUAAAGUGUAGCUUUUGAUAGUUAAUGGGUCGUCUUUGAUUAAAGGAGGUUCACUGCCAUAUUCACAAAUAA
Molecule: messenger RNA, 1380 nt
Organism: Balaenoptera ricei (Rice's whale)
Lineage: Eukaryota; Metazoa; Chordata; Mammalia; Artiodactyla; Balaenopteridae
Gene: NSMCE4A
Product: NSE4 homolog A, SMC5-SMC6 complex component
Exons: 11
Coding region: 45-1202 (385 amino acids)
Biological process (GO): DNA repair
Cellular component (GO): Smc5-Smc6 complex; nucleus
Source: RefSeq, a predicted model, not a curated record